GAGCUCAGUGAAAGCAGUCAAGGGAGGAGGCGGGUCUCUGGCAAUUUCCCUUUCUAACUUCCCCCACCCUUCUCUUCCAACCUCUGUUCCACCUCUAGGUGGAUUCCAGCCUUUGCGGCAGCUGCUCUCUAGCCCUUUGCAGGACCCAAACAACAGCGGCCGGCCAUCGUUCCCAGGAUGGUGAUCCGUGUGUAUAUUGCAUCUUCCUCUGGUUCUACGGCGAUUAAGAAGAAACAGCAAGAUGUGCUUGGUUUUUUAGAAGCUAAUAAAAUAGGAUUUGAAGAAAAAGACAUUGCAGCCAAUGAAGAGAAUCGAAAGUGGAUGAGAGAAAAUGUACCUGAAAACAAUCGACCAGCCACAGGGUACCCCCUGCCACCUCAGAUUUUCAACGAAAGCCAGUACCGUGGGGACUAUGAUGCCUUCUUUGAAGCCAGAGAAAAUAAUGCAGUGUAUGCCUUUUUAGGCUUGACAGCUCCACCUGGUUCAAAGGAAGCAGAAGCUCAGGCAAAGCAGCAAGCAUGAACCUGAAACAUUCUGCCUUAAGCAUCGAAAAAGGAAUCUCUAUUGCUCUUAAAAUUAUCUUCAAAAGAAAUCAGCUUAAUGUUGAGAUAAUAGAUUAUUUGGUGUUUUCACAUGCAAACAAUCAAAAUGAAUAAUACAUAAUUAAAAUGUGAAUAUUAUGAUGAGGAGAAUGAGAAGUGAACAAAAUUUUUAGAUGUCAUGGAAUAGUAUUGUUAUCUGCCAAGGCAUUUUAUAUACUUCAGUGAUUGUAAAAAAGAAAAAAAAAGACCUGUGCCUUUUCUGGUAUUAUUAUUGCAGCUUUUAAAACAGAGCAAAAGAAUCUGUCUCUUGUUCCAAAAUUGCCUCAUUAAUUUUAGCUAACAAAAAUAUGUACCCUUUGAUAUAACAUUAUUGUGAUUAGAAAGCAGUUGCAGGUAAUUUUUAUAUGUCAGACAUUGUAAUUUCUUAUGGUAAUUAUAACAUUCCCAUUAUUUUGUAAUUGAAACUUUUAUGUACUAAACAGGUUUUUUAUGCUUCUAAAUGUAGCCCUUUAUUGUUUACUUCAGUGAUCAGAACAGAUG
Molecule: messenger RNA, 1082 nt
Organism: Puma concolor (puma)
Lineage: Eukaryota; Metazoa; Chordata; Mammalia; Carnivora; Felidae
Source: RefSeq, a predicted model, not a curated record